AUGGGCGAAACACCUCUUCAUGCGGCUGCAAAGUUUGGGCAUCUGGGCAUAGCAGAGGAGUUUCUGAGAUUAGUUCCACAAAAAUAUCUCGAGAUACGCGAUGCUUAUUAUAACAAUACUCCGCUUGCAAUAGCUGUUUCACAUAGUGAACUCAUCCCGGUUGCAGCAUGCUUGAUCAACAAAAAUAAAAAGGCACUUGCAAUUCCAAGUGAAGAUUGGCAGAUUCCUGUUACCAUGGCUUUUGAUUCUGGCCAUAAGGAAAUGGGACGUUAUCUUUAUUCUGUCACUCCUCUGGAAGUCUUCAAACCAAAAAACCGCACUGUGGGGCCUGCUUUUCUCGCUAACUAUAUUGCCUUGCAUUUGCUCCAACGAUGCACGGAGCUGCUUUUUGCUACUGACUUGGACGAGGAACCAACAAUUCAGAAUAUUGCACGCUAUCUUCCUAAUACUCUGAAGAAAAGUCAACUUCCAUUCUGGAAGCGAUGGCCCUAUCACUCUUAUGUUUUCUUUGAUCACUUCUGGGUGGAAGAUAUGAAAAUACCAUCAACCGCAACGACUGGGCAUUUCUGCGUAGGUAUUCAGCAAGAAGGCGAAAGCAACAAAGCCGGUCAAGGAAUGAGGGAAAUAUACAAGAUGAAGGUGCAGCAUGCACAAGCAGCUGAAAUUCUAAAUCUAGUUUGUGAAGAUAUGAUAUAUUUGAAUAAAGUAAAGAAGAAUAUGGUUGGAAAAGCAAUGAUUGCUGCAGCUAAAGCAGAGAAUGUUGAGUUUUGUUUGCGAGUAACGAAGGCAAACCCAGAAUUAAUCACGCUAGUCACUUUUGGCUACCCAGACUUGCCCUUUUUCUUCGAUGCUGUUAAAUAUCGUAGAUCUGAGAUUUUCAAUCUCCUCCAUGGUUUUCGCUUUAAGAAUGUGGCGGUGACAUUAGUUGAUCAUGAGAACUUAGAUAACUUGCUGCAUGUGGCAGCCAUGUUAUCUCCUUCUUCCUACCUUAACUGCAUCCCCGGGACCGCAUUGUAG
Messenger RNA from Neltuma alba, 1017 nucleotides. RefSeq lists its product as uncharacterized. The record is from RefSeq and is a predicted model, not a curated record. NCBI's taxonomy places the organism in Eukaryota, Viridiplantae, Streptophyta, Magnoliopsida, Fabales, Fabaceae. The coding region runs from base 1 to 1017 and encodes 338 amino acids. The transcript is spliced from 4 exons. Gene Ontology annotation, cellular component: membrane. Gene Ontology annotation, molecular function: protein binding.